This is a messenger RNA of Leguminivora glycinivorella, 4703 nucleotides long. It is a transcript of the gene trpl, whose product is annotated as transient-receptor-potential-like protein. Gene Ontology annotation, biological process: manganese ion transport; calcium ion transmembrane transport; regulation of cytosolic calcium ion concentration. Gene Ontology annotation, molecular function: protein binding; inositol 1,4,5 trisphosphate binding; store-operated calcium channel activity. The record is from RefSeq and is a predicted model, not a curated record. Gene Ontology annotation, cellular component: membrane; cation channel complex. Lineage: Eukaryota; Metazoa; Arthropoda; Insecta; Lepidoptera; Tortricidae.
CUGAAGGGGCGUUCUGCGCUCUGCAUCAUGGGGGACAAAAAGGAUUUGGAGAGCGGGGACCCCGUGGUCGAAUGCUCCGGCGUUCGACCAAUGACCGAGCUGCCAACGCUGCCCAAAGCCCUCACCUAUGAGGAGAAGAAGUACCUCCUCGCUGUGGAGCGGGGAGACAUGGCCAAUGUCCGAAGGAUCCUCCAGAAAGCCCACCGUCAGAAGCACGUCGACGUAAACUGCGUGGAUUCCCUCGGCCGAGGAGCAUUAACCCUGGCCAUAGACGGAGAAAACAUGGAGAUGGUGGAACUCCUAGUGGUCAUGGGCGUGGAGACGAAGGAUGCUCUGCUGCAGGCCAUCAAUGCUGAGUUUGUUGAGGCGGUGGAGCUGCUGCUUGAGCAUGAGGAGCUUAUUUAUAAACCUGGUGAACCAUACAGCUGGCAGAAAGUGGAUCCGAACACGGCCAUGUUCACGCCAGACGUGACACCGCUGAUGCUGGCAGCUCACAAGAAUAACUACGAGAUCAUCAAGAUCCUUCUAGACCGUGGAGCCACGCUGCCUGACCCUCACGAUGUCAGAUGUGGUUGUGACGACUGCAUCCGCGAAUCUUCCGAGGACUCCCUCCGGCACUCUCUGGCGCGACUGAAUGCGUACCGAGCCCUGGCCUCUCCAUCUCUCAUCGCUCUUUCUUCCACCGACCCCAUUUUGACUGCUUUCCAGCUGUCAUGGGAGCUCAGGAACUUGGCUUUUGCUGAACAGGAAAGUAAGGCGGAAUACUUGGAGCUCCGUCGUCAAGCGCAGCAGUUCGGCGUGGACCUCUUGGAUCAGUCCCGAAGCUCGCAGGAGCUAGCCAUCAUCCUGAACCACGACCCUGACGAGCCGCCCUUUACGGAGGGCGAGCAUAUGAAGCUGGCUCGUCUGGAGCUGGCCAUAGACUUUAAGCAGAAAAAGUUCGUAGCCCACCCAAACAUCCAGCAGCUCCUAGCGUCACUCUGGUACGAGGGUGUCCCAGGGUUCCGUCGCAAGACCGCCAUGGAAAAGAUCAACAUCAUCUGCCGCGUGGCUAUGCUCUUCCCCUUCUACUGUUCACUGUACAUGGUCGCUCCGAACUGCGCUACUGGCAAGCUGAUGAGGAAACCUUUCAUGAAAUUCUUGAUACAUGCGUCCAGUUACCUGUUCUUUCUGCUGAUUUUGAUCCUGGUAUCACAAAGAGCGGAAGUGCAAGCGAUACAGUUGUUCGGUCCAGAGUGGAUGGUCAAAGAGCUUGAAAAAGAACUGCUGAAGCAGAGAGGAAACGGUCCGACUUACUUGGAACUCGUCGUUGUGGUCUAUGUUCUUGGAUUCAUAUGGGAAGAGACUCACGAGAUCUUCACAGAUGGCAUUCGCGCGUACCUUCGAGACAUGUGGAACUUUAUUGACUUCACUCGCAACUUCCUGUACGUCACCGUGGCCCUGCUCCGGAUAGCCGCAUAUCUGCAACAGAUCACAGAGAUCAAGAGAGACCCGCAGACCAAGUUCAUACCUCGGGAGCAGUGGGACGCUUUUGACCCUCAGUUGAUAGCCGAGGGGCUGUUUGCUGCCGCUAAUAUUUUCAGUGCCCUGAAGUUGGUGCAUUUGUUCUCCAUCAACCCUCACCUGGGGCCGCUGCAGAUCUCACUGGGCCGCAUGGUCAUAGACAUUGUCAAGUUCUUCUUCAUCUAUAGUCUGGUGCUCUUUGCUUUCGCUUGCGGUCUAAACCAGCUCCUCUGGUACUUCGCGGAUCUGGAGAAGAAGAAAUGCUACGUGCUCCCCGGAGGCCUGCCCGACUGGGACAACGCCGGCGACUCCUGUAUGAAAUGGAGGAGCUUCGGGAAUGUCUUCGAAGCUUCCCAAUCCCUCUUCUGGGCGUCGUUCGGCAUGGUGGGGUUAGAAAACUUCGAGCUGGCUGGCAUCAAGAGUUAUACCCGCUUCUGGGGGCUUCUGAUGUUCGGCUCAUACUCCGUGAUUAACGUCAUUGUGCUGCUGAAUCUGCUCAUCGCUAUGAUGUCCAACUCUUAUGCUAUGAUUGACGAACACUCAGAUGUCGAAUGGAAGUUCGCCCGAACUCGUCUCUGGAUGAGCUACUUCGAAGAGAGCGCGACCUUACCUCCCCCCUUCAACAUCUUUCACCCCAAACUGUUGUUGAAAAUGCUGGGAUUGAGGAAGAAGGAUCAACAGGUGAAGGAGAAUUUAAAGGAGAAAGUGGAGAAAGAACACGACGUCCGCUACACUGCGGUAAUGAGAGCUUUAGUCUGGCGAUACGUCUCGGCAAUGCACCGCAAGAUGGACGAUGAACCGGUUACGGAAGAUGAUGUCAAUGAGUUGAAGGGUGACGUGUCGGCUCUUCGAUAUGAACUGCUUGAGGUGUUUGAGAAGAAUGGAAUGGAUGUGUCUUUCACUGACCGAAAAGAAAAGACGGUCCUCGGCAAACGCAUGAAGGUCUGGGAGCGUCGUCUGAUGAAGGACUUCCAUGUGGCCCCAGUAGCUCUGGAAGAAGAGGGAGAGAAACCGCCAGAAGACGGUCUCUCCAGGUUCAGGAGGCUUGCUAAACUCGCUGUAGCGUCCACCAGCACAUCGAAGUGGGAUCAGACGCUGAUGCAAACUGGGAUCUCGUCACAGAUCGGCCGCUGCCGCAGCAGAGAAUCUUUCAAGAACCAGCAGAACCUCCAGCGAGCCAUGGAGGAAGCUAGAAAGCUGGUCAUGAGGUCGCCACUACCAGAAGGCUCGCGUGGCGCCUCGCCCAUCUCAAUGCCAGCCACCCCUGGCCACACCCUGCUGGAACUGAUCAAGGAUAUCUCCGAAGAAGUGGGGCCCACGCCUGAAGGAGGAGCCACGCCGUUAACCAAAUCGCCAUGGAAACCACCAAGCACUGGUGCUUUGCUGGGCGCCGCAAUGAAGAGUCCUUGCCGAGGCAGCUCGCCCAAGCCUCGAACCACGACGCCUCAACCGCUGAACAUGGGAAUAGUAAUAACUCCAAAACCGUCGCCGGCGCCUCCCCAGCGCCCACUCCGCGGGGCCCCAGCCCGGUGCCAAGCAUUUCAGCUAGGCCAGUCAGCCCGGUGCCAGAAGAACAACCUGACACCAGCAGACGAUGGCAAGCCGUCUGAAGACAUUGCUGUCGCUAGACCAGUGGCCCCAGAAAUAAAACCAACAGAAGGCGCUAUACCUCCUCCACCCGCGCCGGUUAAACCUAAGGCUCCACCGGCACCAACAAUGGAGGUGACACCGAGCACGCCGCUAAAGUCCCCCACACCUCCAGCGAAGCCCCCUUCGCCCCCUAAAUCCCCCGCUGCGGUGCCAAAACCCCCUUCGCCCCCCAAGUCCCCAGCUCCGUCGGUCAGGGCCCCGAGCCCGCAGACUUCAGCGCCUCCGCGCUCUCCAACCCCCCCAGCCUCAGCCCCCCGACUGACUUCCACCUCCAGCACGGAGCAACUGAUCCCCCCUCCGUCGCCCGAACCCCUCCGCCCGAAGGUCAAGAUCGAAGAAGUGAAGACCAUCAAGAGACAACAGAAGUAUGGAUGGCUAUAGUGGUUUAGUUUGGUUUGUAUAAGGUUUAUUUAUUUGUCAAGAACGGUUUUAUGUUACACUGCCAUGAAAUGAGAAUAUUUUUUUGGUCAGAAACAGUUUUUAUUAUCCUUCGUCUGCAGUGAUAUAUGAUAUAACUAAAAUAAUUUAUUUAACAUACGAGUAACAUACCUAAUCACUUUCAUGAAAUACAACAAAUUAAAAUUUUUGCAGACUUACAAAACGAAGACGUUUUUCUUUUAAUUAUUGAGAACAAUAUAAGUGUAUUUUUUCCGAUGUCAUUAUACGUAGUAUGAUGAUAGAUAUGUAUAGAAUGUAGUUCUUACAUUCAAUGAAAUAUAAAAAAAAUGUUUAGGCACCUAAAAUACCUUACAACCUAUAAUAGAACACAGCACUCUAAAUCUUAUUUUUAUUUACGAAGCAAAAAGUUGUCUUAUGGGUAGGUUACAAUUUAAAUAUUGUAGGUCAUCGCAACCAACAUUUAUUUGCGUGACUUUGAUCUUUUCAUGAAUGUGAAUAUAUUUACCAAAACAGGUUAAUGCUUCUCGUCGCUUGUGUAUGGAAGUUGUUGACAUCCUGAGCCAAAUAAUCUGUCGAAUCAUUGCUAUGUACUUACCUACUUAUUAACGAAAAUAUUUUACAGGACAUUUUUGAAACUAUAUUUAUAUCUCCCGUAAUUUAUACCUUCUUGCUAAAUAUUUAAAUUAUUUUUGAGCAAAUAUAUGUAAAAAAUUAUGACGUUAUGAUACAUUAUUUAUAAGAGUGUAAUGAACUUUAGCUGUCAUGAAAGGUGACUAAAUAUGGUAACAUGUUGUACGUGGUCCUGUUUUCGUAAAGCUUUGCAACCUGUAAAGUGAAAGAGAUUUCUAUGUGUUACUAAAAUAGUUGAUUUAGAUAAGAAAUCUUACAAUAUACUUAUAAUAGUAUGAUAUUUUAUCUAAUAUAAACUAUAGAUACGGCUCAAAAACAUAGCCGAUAUUUCUUAUUUUUUGAUAUUUCUCAGAAUAGUUGUAUUAUGUUAGACAACCCUUAUCAAAAUUGCUUGUGCUUGCUGUUUUCAAAUUAUUUGCAAUUUUGAAAGUGGAUAUCGUUAAGUAAUUGGAUUACUUUUAAUUUUUAUAAAUAUUGAUUCGGGUCGUAAUUCCAGUGAGUGCUUAGCCAGUAACUUUUAA